AUGGAAUUAUUUUCAACAAACCAGUCAUAUCUUUGUUCGAAUAUAAAAUAUAUUCAUUUUGAUGGAAUUAAUUCAAUAUCUUUUGAUUUUAUUUAUCAUGAAAUUUUUUAUCAUAAUGAUAAACAAAGAGUUUGUUUUCCUAAUCUUAAAUCACUCAAUAUUACUCAAUGCUUAUUAUCUGAGCCAUUAAUUGAUACAUUAUCCUUACUUAUUCAAGAUCAAUUAGACCAACUUACAUUAACAUUCCAUCAAUAUAUUUAUAUAACAUUUGAUUCUCAAUUAGAACUUUCGUUAUUUCUUUCUAAUGACGAUCAAUGGACAAAUGUUAAAUGUGUUUAUGACGAAGACGAAUCAUAUCAACAUAUUUUCUUUGCUUCGGAUUUCAAACGAUUUCAAUACUAUGAUAUUUUAAGUAAUCAUUCAUAUGCAUAUAAUUAUUCAGACCUUCAACAAAUUAAAGUUUAUUUGAAUUCGCCACUUUAUUUAUUUCUCAAACAAUUCGAUAGACUAUGUCAUAGUGUAUCAUGUAUCACACUUUAUCCAGGUAAAAUUUUUUUUGAAUAUUUUUAA
This is a messenger RNA of Rotaria sp. Silwood1, 570 nucleotides long. NCBI's taxonomy places the organism in Eukaryota, Metazoa, Rotifera, Eurotatoria, Philodinida, Philodinidae. The record is from the annotation of a GenBank genome assembly.